Molecule: messenger RNA, 1305 nt
Organism: Aspergillus sclerotioniger CBS 115572
Lineage: Eukaryota; Fungi; Ascomycota; Eurotiomycetes; Eurotiales; Aspergillaceae
Exons: 2
Coding region: 1-1305 (434 amino acids)
Source: RefSeq, a predicted model, not a curated record
AUGCCGGAAGUCGGGAAAGAUUACCUGAGCAGAGUGCUGCCGAACGAGUUACUUUUCUGGUGUACUCGGUAUCUUGAUCAUCUGUCCUAUUUCAAAUUGAAAAAGACAUGCACGGGUCUCAACAAAAAGCUCCAGGGAGAGUACAAUACACGAUUAAAGAAAUAUGCGCUACAAACCCGGGAGUAUCACCUGAAUUGCCACCAAGAACCGCAUCUUGGGUCCCUUCCAUGCUUAGAAGGGGAUUGCCAAAUCGACCCUCGCAAUCAACGACUUGGAGCAAUGAGUCACCUACGAGCAACGAUUUUGAAGAACGACAUGAUCACGUUUGAAAAGUAUCUGGAUGCAGGACUUGACCCUAACAUGUUUAUCGACGGCAACUGGGAACCGUUCGCAAUACACAUGAGGAUCAAAAUGUUCAAGCUGUUGCUUAAGAGGGGUGCCGAUGUCACCCUCAUCCCUUAUGAGAAUAGUGACACCAAACGGCGGAUGAUAGAUUGGGUCGGUGAUUUUUCGGAUAAGAAGCUAGCAGAGGAGUGGAUUUCAUUAUUCAUGAAGUAUGGUGCGAGCUUUACGAGUGGGAAGGUUCUGGAGAAAUUAUGUGAAAUGGAAUCCGCGGCCAAACAACUCUGGCUUGCUGCCAAAAACGGCGUGGAUUUUUCCACGCCACUGGAAAAGAUUCUAAGUCUUGAUGCUCAACGAAUAAUCUGGGAUACAUUUGAUGAACCGGCGGCUUUACAUUUUGCUACUUGCUGGCUGAAACCAAUCGUUAUUGAUAUUAUUCUUCGCCAUCAGCCAGAGCAACGAAGACAUCUUGAUAGUGCUUUCAACAUGGCUGUCCGGAGGAAUUGCUCGAAAACUGCAGUACAUUUACUUCGUAAAGGUGCUCGGCUCAAUGUGGACCUACUGGAAGGUGCCCUUAAGGUAUAUCCCCUUCAUGACCCGCAUCGGCCUGAUCUUCUGCGGUGCAUGGCGGCUCGAGUUGAUCUAGGGAACCCAGAACCUAUUCCUCAGGUCCAGAGGUAUCUGGAAUUGGCCCAGAGUGGAUCACCAAACUAUGGGGUUAUACUUCCUUUGCUGAAAAAGAUGAGCCCUAAGGCGCGACUGCUAUGUGCUGACAGUCUUGAUAUUGAGACUUAUCGGAGAGACCUGGAAGAGGCGAGGGAGUAUCUAAGCGAAUCUACAGAUAUUGAGGAAUUGGGCUCUACUGAAACCGAGGAAUCGGACCUUACCUUGUCCUGGUGGACGAGGAAUGAGAAGGAAAUUACGGAGAUCUUGGAGUUGAUGGAGGAAGCUAUAGAGCUGUAG